Messenger RNA from Bombina bombina (fire-bellied toad), 903 nucleotides. Its product is annotated as prolactin-2-like. Gene Ontology annotation, molecular function: hormone activity. The record is from RefSeq and is a predicted model, not a curated record. Lineage: Eukaryota; Metazoa; Chordata; Amphibia; Anura; Bombinatoridae. Bases 1 to 903 code for a protein of 300 amino acids. Gene Ontology annotation, cellular component: extracellular region. The transcript is spliced from 5 exons. Gene Ontology annotation, biological process: positive regulation of receptor signaling pathway via JAK-STAT; positive regulation of cell population proliferation; response to nutrient levels.
AUGGGGGAUGUGGUUGUGGAGACUCGUGACAUCCUGGUUACUCUGGAUGUCAACAGUCUCUACACCAUUAUCCCUCACAACACUGGUCUUACAGCUACCAAAAGACACCUCAUUAAAAGUGAGCAAUUUGAGGGACCACCCAUUGACUUUCUCAUGACACUUAUGGAGUUCUGUCUUACCAUAGGAUUUAUAGAGAAAAAUAUAAACUGGUUACUACAACUUCUCAUAGACCUGAAAUGUUCCUUUGUUUAUACAGAUGUAAUGCUAGUAACUCUACUAGUAAUAGGACAUGGGGUAAUGUCUCUACCAAUAUGCCCAAAUGGAGGAACUAAUUGCCAGUUAUCUACAGGAGCCCUCUUUGACCGAGCAGUGAAACUUUCACACUAUAUACAUUCCCUCUCUUCUGAAAUGUUCAAAGAAUUUGAUCAACAGUUUACACCAAGCAGCAGGUUUUUUGAAAAGUCUAUAAUGAGCUGCCAUACCUCCUCACUGAAGACUCCAGAAGACAAGGAGCAGGCCCAACAGAUUCAACAUGAAGACUUGCUAAACUUAGUGCUUAGAGUUCUGAGGUCCUGGAAUGAUCCAUUGGUUCACAUGGUGUCUGAAAUACAAGACAUCAGGGAAGCACCAGACACUUUUAGAUGGAAAGCUGUAGAGAUUGAGGAACAAACAAAACGACUCCUGGAAGGAAUGGAAAAAAUUGUUGGAAGGAUUCAUCCUGGUGACCUAGAAAAUGAAGUCUACACACUUUGGUCUGGUCCUCCCACUGCGCACUUUGCUGAUGAGAAUGCCCGUCUCUUUGCAUUUUACAACUUACUUCACUGUCUUAACAGAGAUUCACAUAAGAUUGACAAUUACUUAAAAGUUUUAAAGUGUCGCCUUAUUCAUGACAGCAACUGUUAA